Molecule: messenger RNA, 1634 nt
Organism: Tribolium madens (black flour beetle)
Lineage: Eukaryota; Metazoa; Arthropoda; Insecta; Coleoptera; Tenebrionidae
Product: elongation of very long chain fatty acids protein AAEL008004
Exons: 7
Coding region: 189-1010 (273 amino acids)
Biological process (GO): fatty acid elongation, monounsaturated fatty acid; very long-chain fatty acid biosynthetic process; fatty acid elongation, saturated fatty acid
Cellular component (GO): endoplasmic reticulum membrane
Molecular function (GO): fatty acid elongase activity
Source: RefSeq, a predicted model, not a curated record
GGUUGGUAUAUGGCGCUCGUAGUUUGUUGUGGAUACUUCGUCGAAACAACUUUACGAUUUUAAGUGAGACUCAGUGCGAUAAAUGUUCGGUGAAGAUCAGUGCUUCAGGUGACAGGUGCCAAACACACGGAAUUUCGUCCGAACUGUUAUCAAUAGGAGCCCACUUUAAAACCAAAAAUCGAUUCAAAAUGAACAACACAGAAAUGGUAGGAUUAGUGCGAAUGGCCUUCGAUAGAUACCAUACCAUCUUAGACAGGAUAAGUGAUCCUCGAACGUCAGACUGGCCGCUAAUGCAGAGUCCGGUUCCCACUAUAAUGAUGGUGGUAACAUAUUUGUACGUGAUCCUGAUCCUAGGCCCCCGUUUUAUGGCGAAUAGGAAACCCUUUAAAUUCCGCGAGGUACUCAUAGCCUACAAUGGAGCGCAAGUCCUUUACAGCCUUUUCAUGUUAUACGAGCAUUUAAUGAGCGGGUGGUUCUGGGAUUACAGCUUCAAAUGUCAACCUGUCGACUAUUCCAACAACAAAAAAGCCUUAAGGAUGGCAAACUUGUGCUGGUGGUACUACAUCUCGAAGCUAACAGAAUUCGCUGAUACAGUCUUCUUCGUGUUGCGCAAAAAAGACAGUCAAGUUACUCUCCUGCACCUGUAUCAUCACAGCCUCACGCCCUUGGAAACGUGGAUUCUUGUGAAAUUCCUUGCAGGUGGACAUGGCACGUUUUCCAACCUAAUCAACAAUAUGGUCCAUGUUAUCAUGUACUUUUAUUACAUGGUAGCUGCGAUGGGACCUGAAUACCAAAAGUAUUUAUGGUGGAAGAAACAUCUCACCACCAUUCAACUGGUGCAAUUCGGGCUGGUGUUCAUUCAUUCUGCUCAAUUGCUCUUCACCGACUGCGGCUAUCCGAGGUUCAUCGGAGCUCUUCUUCUUCUCCAUUCGGCAAUCUUCUUCGCGCUGUUCACACACUUCUACUACCAGACAUACAGUCGGAAACCCAAAUCAGUCAAAGCGGAAUAGUAAAGAUGUAUAGGUUUAGUAAAAAAUUGUAUUUAUUGUAUUGUAUAGUAGUAGACCAAUUGCAAUUAGACUUACUUUAAGUUGGUCACGAGUCAUGGACGAGUUAGAGUAGGACUAAAAUGAAAAUGGUCAAGUGUCAUAAUGUAGACAAAAGUAUUUUCGUACUUACUAUCUUCUUUUUACCUCAUCUGUGCAAUUCGUAUUUUAUGAUAUUAUCGUAGCAUAGUGACAGUAAAAUAUUCUUAACCUAGUCAUAGAUAGAUCUGUUUUAAAAACAGACGUGUAUUUAUCGAAAUCUUAGGGUGAGCAUAACCGGUGGCGAAUAACACGUCAGGAAGAGAAGCGAUACGACUGGGUAGAAAGAUGUUUGUUUUUCAAUCAAUCAAAAGUUUUGUGUGGUGGAACAGCCGUUUUGUGUCCAUCUGUGGCGUGUGCUAGGAAAAUUAUACGCUUCUAAUAAAGAUGUAUGUAUUCAGUGAAUACAGAAGACGUAUAACCUUAAGCAACAUUUUUCAAUAAUUUUAUUAUAUUAGUUAUUGGUGUAAUAUUUGUUACAAAUAUGUUACGUAAUUUGUAUUUGCUCAAUGUUUUAUAUUUUUAAUUUAAAUAAAUUUGUGAAACGUG